This is a messenger RNA of Hirsutella rhossiliensis, 1077 nucleotides long. RefSeq names its product homoserine kinase. Gene Ontology annotation, biological process: L-threonine metabolic process. The transcript has 3 exons. The record is from RefSeq and is a predicted model, not a curated record. Gene Ontology annotation, molecular function: ATP binding; homoserine kinase activity. Lineage: Eukaryota; Fungi; Ascomycota; Sordariomycetes; Hypocreales; Ophiocordycipitaceae. The coding region runs from base 1 to 1077 and encodes 358 amino acids.
AUGGAGUCGUUCGUCAUCAAGACGCCGUGUUCGAGCGCCAACAUCGGCCCCGGCUUCGACGUUAUCGGCCUCGCCCUCAGCGUCUACCUCGAGCUGCACGUCACCAUCGACCGCUCCAAGGGCGGCGCGUCUGGCCACCCGCUCAACUGCCGCCUGACGUACGAGGGCCAGGGUCGGGGGUCCGACGACAUCAGCCUCGACCCGCAGAGCAACCUCAUCACCAGAGUCGCCCUCUACGUCCUGCGCUGCCACGACCAACGCGCCUUUCCGCCCGAGACCCAUGUCCACAUCAAGAAUCCAAUCCCUCUUGGCCGCGGCCUCGGCAGCUCGGGUGCCGCCGUCGUGGCUGGCGUCCUGCUGGGGAAGGAGGCUGGCGGCCUGCACCAUCUCGACCUCGACCGACUCUUUGACUACUGCCUCAUGAUUGAGCGCCACCCUGACAACGUGGGCGCCGCCCUCUUCGGCGGCUUCGUCGGAACGUACCUCAUGCCCCUGCGGCCCGAAGACCUCGCCCGCACCGAGAUCCCCCUGAGCGAGGUGCUUCCCUCACCGGCGGGCGGAGUCGACACGGGCGAGAAGCCCCCGACUCCGCCCCGCGGCAUUGGUCACCACAUCCGGUUCCGCUGGGCCGAGGAGAUCAAAGCCGUGGCCAUUAUUCCCGACUUUGUCGUCCCCACACACGAAGCCCGAGCAGUGCUGCCGGACAAGUAUGCUCGGCAGGACGUGACAUUCAACCUGCAGCGUAUAGCCCUGCUCCCCGUGGCCCUGGGUCAGUCCCCUCCCAACCCCGAGCUCAUCCACCUCGCCAUGCAGGACAAGAUCCACCAGCCGUACCGCCAAGUGCUCAUUCCCGGGCUCACCGAGGUGGUCGAGUCCAUAUCGCCCAAGAGCCAGCCCGGCUUCCUCGGCGUCUGCCUCUCGGGGGCUGGCCCCACCAUCCUGGCGCUGGCCACGAGCCACUUUGAGGAAAUUGCGAGCCGAAUCAUCGACACCUUGCGGCAGCACAACGAAAACAAUGAGCUGGCCUGCGAGUGGAAGGUCCUGGAGCCGGCCGAGGGCUCUCACGUUGUGCGAUAG